Diversispora eburnea is the source of this 615-nucleotide messenger RNA. NCBI's taxonomy places the organism in Eukaryota, Fungi, Glomeromycota, Glomeromycetes, Diversisporales, Diversisporaceae. The record is from the annotation of a GenBank genome assembly.
AUGAGUAGUAAACAAGGUCAAGGAAAAGGAAAGGCUUCCGGUGUUAAAUCGGUUUCUAGAUCUAUCAGAGCAGGCCUUCAAUUUCCAGUUGGUAGAAUUCAUAGGCAUCUUCGUAAAGGUCAAUUUGGAUUACGUAUAGGUAGUGGAGCACCUAUUUAUUUAGCUGCCGUUCUUGAAUAUUUAACUGCUGAAAUCUUGGAGUUGGCCGGAAACGCUGCUCGUGAUAAUAAAAAGUCAAGAAUUAUUCCACGUCAUAUUCAAUUAGCUAUUCGUAACGAUGAAGAAUUAAAUAAAUUGCUUGGUCACGUUACAAUUUCCGAAGGUGGCGUCUUACCAAACAUUCAUCAAGAAUUGUUGCCUAAAAAAUCUGGAAAGGAAAGUAAAAGAGGCAAAGCUAAAGUUAAUACUGCCACUUCUAAUACGCAACCUGUAGAAGAAGAACGUGCUGAAACAGAAGAGGAAGAAGCUGAUGGUGGAAGAAUGGAAACAAUAUUAAAUACUAAUUCUACUAAUAGUUAUAUAGUAUUAAUUGGCCCUCCCUUUGCAUCCAAUGCUGUUUCUAUUCUUCGUGGAAUUAUUCAUGUUUUAUAUGGCGAUAAGGUCGGGCCAGUCUAA